GGGGGGUGUCGGAUUCUGACAGUAGUCGCCCGGUUACCCUGGAGAGGCGGGGGGGUGUGGAGCCGGACGCGUCGCGGACCGGAGAUCUGCACAACCCAGACAUUCUCAAACUGUACAACUUCAAAUCCCUGUGAACCCUAACAGGAACAAAUUAAGAGGUGCACAGAACUCCAGAAUGACUGAUAGUCCGGAAGCUGUCCCCAACUUUGAAGAGAUGUUCGCCAGCAGAUUCACAGAAGGCGACCAGGAGUACCAGGAGUACCUGAAGCGUCCCCCCGAGUCCCCCCCGAUCGUCGAGGAGUGGAACAGCAGGGCCGGUGGGGGCCAGAGGAACCGGGGCAACUGGUUGCAAGAUAACAGACAGUUCCGAGGCCGGGAGGGCAGGCGGGGGUGGCCGAGUGACAACCGGUCCAACCAGUGGCACGGCCGGCCCUGGGGCAGCAGCUACCAGCAGCACCGACAGGAAGCCUGCUACCCCCACCAGCACGGACACUACGGCUACAACCAGCGGCCCCCCUACGGCUACUACUGACGCAAACGUCAGCGGCUUUCAGUAAAACCGUCCGCGUUGUUAACGAGACAAACACCCGUGUGUAUCUUCUGUUGGUCGUAGUUUUACAUCUGAUUGUAGAGAACAGGUUAAUUUUGGGGGGAACUUGGGGCAUCUAAGAUCUGACCGGAGAGGUGGGAUGGUUGCUGGGUUAUGUCGCUUACCUUCUACCUCAGACUCUUCUGCUUCAGGACUUCGCAGAGCUUCGGGCUCCUCCUUGUCCAGCCUUCCGUUCUGUCUCUGCUACACACGGCAGUUAGAAAUGCUAAAACAGAAAACCUUUGCUUUCGCUCUUCAGUAUGAGCACAUGUCCAUUUACGUGGAUGUGCCCGUCCCUGCGGUCUCACAGAGGUCGUAAAGCCAACUCGUGAACGCACAGCCGUGCUGUGUUGUGCUGUGUUAACAUUAACGCCCGCCCCUGGAAGGCAGAGCAACUGUGGUGGAUUUCAUUUGGGGCUCCUGUCGCUAUGUGACUAUGGUACUUCGUAACUCCUCUGCGGGUGUGAGUCAGCUCCACGGCCAUCACGGUCUCCUUCAGAGGAGUGUCACGGAUAAAACCGUAACACGAGGAAGGAAUCGUUCUCACUUCUAGUGUCUUGAUCUCAUGGUGGGUGGGAUUAGGGCUCGCAGUUAUUUUAUACAAAGUCUAAGGCCUUUUGCUAACUGAAGCAUAGUAGGUCCAAAUUCAUGCCGCACAAAAGUACGAGGAAAACGCUGGAACAUUCCCCCGUCCUUUCCAAUCACGUGUCGUGGACCCCACUGCCACUGUCUGACCCUGUCGUCUUCUCCGGUGCUCAGUGCUGGCUGCCUCUGCGAUGUCACAUUCCCUCCCAGAUGUGCACUUUUGCCGCUUCCUCUUCUAUGAGUACCGUGAUGCUGUAACUUUCUUUCAGAGCGAUCAUUACAUUUCAAGUAAUUUUAACGGCCGUUACAAUGGCUUUAUUUAAAUAAAAUACUCAAAAUAUGAAUCUA
Molecule: messenger RNA, 1522 nt
Organism: Phyllostomus discolor (pale spear-nosed bat)
Lineage: Eukaryota; Metazoa; Chordata; Mammalia; Chiroptera; Phyllostomidae
Gene: RAMAC
Product: RNA guanine-7 methyltransferase activating subunit
Exons: 4
Coding region: 176-532 (118 amino acids)
Biological process (GO): RNA 5'-cap (guanine-N7)-methylation
Molecular function (GO): RNA binding
Source: RefSeq, a predicted model, not a curated record